Centruroides sculpturatus (bark scorpion) is the source of this 1157-nucleotide messenger RNA. RefSeq names its product putative nuclease HARBI1. The transcript is spliced from 3 exons. The record is from RefSeq and is a predicted model, not a curated record. NCBI's taxonomy places the organism in Eukaryota, Metazoa, Arthropoda, Arachnida, Scorpiones, Buthidae.
AUGGCAACAUUCAAUGAGGACAAAGCCAAAAUGUUAGAAAAUCUGAAAUAUCUAGAUUAUAUAGAUUGUAUGGAACAAAGAAGUUGGAGGAUUAUUUCUCCAAGAAGAAAUGACCUUGAACAAUUGGACGAUUACCACUUUCUAUGUCGAUAUCGUUUGCCAAAAGAGAGCGUAAGAAAUCUACUAGAACGAAUUGGUCACAAUUUAGUUUCAACAUCAUCGAAAAAUUAUGAAAUGUCGCCGAUGGAACAACCGUUGUUGGCUCUACGAUUUUGUGCCACAGGAACAUUUCAGUUGGUCAUAGGCAAUUUAAAUGAUUUAAGUCAAUCAUCUGUUUGUAGAGCGAUUAAUAGAGUCAGUUUCUUAAUUGUUCAAAUCUCAGCAGAUUAUAUCCAGUUGCCUAAAACAGAAUCUGAAAGGAAGCAAAUAAGUCAAGACUUUUUUCAUUUGAGUGGUUUUCCAUGUGUGUAUGGAGCCAUUGACUGCACCCACAUUCCAAUUCAGUCACCAAAAGGAGAAAGUGCUGAAUAAUUUUGAAAUAGAAAAGGAUAUUUUCCUAUUAAUGUUCAGACAGUUUCAGAUAGCCAACUUAAAAUCAGAAAUAUAGUACCUAGAUUGCCAGGUAGUUCUCAUGAUAGCACUAUACUUGCCGAUAGUCAUCUGUGUAUAGUUUUAAAUGAUCAUGUAUAUUUCAAAAUUAAUAUAAAUUAUUUUUUCUUUGAAAGAUAUAACAGAUGCCACAUAAAAGCACGGAACACAGUGGAACGGCAAUAUGGUUUGUGGAAACGACGUUUUCCCUGUUUGUCAGUAGGUUUACGUUGCAACCUACAAAAUGCUAUGGCUGUCAUAGUUGCCACUGCAGUGCUUCAUAACAUUGCAAUUUCACAUGGAAAUAUGACAGUUCCAACAAAAUUUGAUAUUUCCAUGAAUGAUGAUGUUCCGGUGCCUGUUGUCAGAAGUCAGAAUGCAGAGCUGGAUUUGAAAAGAAAAAUGCAUUAAUAGCAGAUUUCUUUAGAAUUUAACUUUUGAAAUGUUUGCAUAAUCUUUUAAGGUUAUGCAAACAUAUUUCAGACAUUAUUAUUAAAUUAAAAGGCCCUUUUCAGGGCCAUAAAUUUUGCUUAAGAGUUAACUAAAUCAAUAUAAGUAAAAAAUUUGGC